GAAGCAGCAGUGAAGCAUAAAUCAUCCAUCAGAAGUGAUUAAUUAUUAUAAACUGUAGAUCAGGAUGAGUUAUGAUCGAGCUAUCACUGUCUUCUCUCCUGAUGGACACUUGUUCCAGGUGGAAUAUGCUCAGGAGGCGGUGAAGAAAGGAUCAACAGCAGUGGGGGUGAGAGGGAAGAACAUCGUCGUACUCGGGGUGGAGAAGAAAUCCGCCGCCAUGCUUCAGGACGACCGAACUGUGAGGAAGAUCUGCGCUCUGGACGACAACGUCUUCAUGGCUUUCGCUGGCCUGACUGCAGAUGCCAGGAUUAUAGUAAACAGAGCCAGGGUCGAAUGCCAGAGUCACAGGUUGUUGGUGGAGGAUCCGGUGACGGUGGAGUACAUCACCCGCUUCAUCUCCAACAUGAAACAGCGUUACACACAGAGCAACGGGCGUCGACCUUUCGGGAUUUCCUCCCUGAUCAUGGGCUUCGAUUUCGAUGGCACGCCCAGUCUGUACCAGACUGACCCGUCCGGAACGUAUCACGCCUGGAAGGCGAACGUAAUCGGCAGGUCUGCAAAAACGGUUCGGGAAUUCCUGGAGAAGAACUACAAAGAGGAGGACAUGGAGUCGGACGAGCUGGUCCUGAAACUGGCCGUCAGGGCCCUCAUGGAGGUGGUUCAGAGCGGCAGCAAAAACAUCGAACUGGCGACGAUGAAGCGCGGCGAGACCAUGAAGAUUUUAGACCCUGACCAGGUGGCAAAAAUCGUUUCAGAUCUGGAGAAAGAAAAGGAGGAAGCGGAGAGGAAAAAGAAAGCAGCAACAGCGUCAGUCAUGAUCAACACACUCCAGUAACUCCAGUUCAGCCAGUUCCAUUUUAUUAGUACAAAGUUCCCAGUUAAUAACGUACAAAGAAAAUACAAAGGAAAAAAAAACAAAUAUCAAAACAUAAAUGAAUAUUUGGGGAACGUGUGCCUGGGCUGACCUGAGAUUCAUAUUUACAUCCUGCACUUUAAUAUUUACAAUCAAAGCAGAAAUAAAAGUGCUUUCCUUAUUCAUUAUUGAAUUAAAUGAUGACGGAUCGAGUCA
Trichomycterus rosablanca is the source of this 1069-nucleotide messenger RNA. RefSeq names its product proteasome subunit alpha type-7-B-like. The record is from RefSeq and is a predicted model, not a curated record. Gene Ontology annotation, biological process: ubiquitin-dependent protein catabolic process; proteasomal protein catabolic process. Bases 65 to 835 code for a protein of 256 amino acids. NCBI's taxonomy places the organism in Eukaryota, Metazoa, Chordata, Actinopteri, Siluriformes, Trichomycteridae. Gene Ontology annotation, cellular component: nucleus; proteasome core complex, alpha-subunit complex; proteasome core complex. The transcript has 7 exons.